UUCGUGUGUGCCAGAGCCACUCUCCUGUAACCACGAGAGAUGGGGCAGCCUGUGCCGUGAGGACGGAGAUCGGAAGAAGAAAACCAAGGACAAGAAGACAAGCGAGACAGAAGGGGACAUCUGGAGAAAGCGGAAGGCAGGAGACUGGGAGGGAAAAAGAAACCCACAGCAGGUGGAAACAAGAUCUAGAGCAAACCGGUCGGGUCCACAAUCGUUUUCCUGGAAGAGAAUUACCGGAGGAUUACUCUUUUUUCCCUUCAGUUAAUGAAAACUACUUUUAUCCUCAUCAUAAAAGAAAAGGCUAAGGGGAGGUAAAAACAAUCUCUGUUUUCUUAGGGGGAGAGCUGAGGGAAAUUCAGACUGUCUCUUUGAAGCGUCUGAAAUAAGCCAUUGCCUGGUACACAUUGCAGAACCAUCCUGGUUUCUGAAGAUCUACAUCCCUUUCACGAGAAUUCCAGCCAGAGGAGCUGGUACAGUUCUAUUUUUAUAUUUAAAUAUCUAUGUCUUUUCCCCCCCUUUUAAUAACACUUUCCUUGCUUGUAAGCACGAAUGACAAGAAAGUGUCAAUACGGAGUAGGAGUAUUUUCAGUUUACUCUUUUAUCCGCCUGGGUCUUUUUUAAGAGGGUAGGAGUGGUCCUUAUUUCGGAAAAGGACGUUUCAAUUUGAAAGGCUCUCUCUCUAAAUAUAUUUACACCCACACGCAUUCAGAAGGAGAAAUACCUUUCGGAGGUUGAAAUCCCACUGAGAAAGAUGGAAAAAGGAGCCAGGCACCGAAACAACACUGAAAAGAACCACCCGGGUGGGAGCCAGUCGGACGCCAGCCCCGAGACUGGUUCCGGAGGGGGCGGAGUAGCCCUGAAGAAACAGAUUGGAUUGGUCAGUGCUUGUGGUAUCAUUGUAGGAAACAUCAUCGGCUCUGGAAUCUUCGUCUCGCCAAAGGGCGUGCUGGAGAACGCCGGCUCUGUGGGCCUCGCUCUCAUCGUCUGGAUCGUGACGGGUCUCAUCACAGCUGUGGGAGCCUUGUGCUAUGCUGAGCUCGGGGUCACCAUCCCCAAAUCUGGAGGUGACUACUCCUACGUCAAAGACAUCUUUGGAGGACUGGCUGGGUUCCUGAGGCUAUGGAUUGCUGUGCUGGUGAUCUACCCCACCAACCAGGCAGUCAUCGCCCUCACCUUCUCCAACUACGUGCUCCAGCCGCUCUUCCCCACCUGCCUCCCCCCAGACUCUGGCCUUCGGCUCCUGGCUGCCAUCUGCUUAUUGCUCCUCACAUGGGUCAACUGUUCCAGCGUGCGGUGGGCCACCCGAGUUCAAGACAUUUUCACAGCUGGGAAGCUCCUGGCCCUGGCCCUGAUCAUCAUCAUGGGGGUUGUACAGAUCUGCAAAGGAGAAUACUUCUGGCUGGAGCCAAAGAACGCAUUUGCAAAUUUCCGAGAACCCAACAUCGGCCUCAUCGCACUGGCUUUCCUUCAGGGCUCCUUUGCCUACGGAGGCUGGAACUUUCUUAAUUACGUGACUGAGGAACUUGUUGAUCCCUACAAGAACCUUCCCAGAGCCAUCUUCAUCUCCAUCCCACUGGUCACAUUUGUGUAUGUCUUUGCCAAUGUCGCUUAUGUCACCGCAAUGUCCCCCCAGGAGCUGCUGGCAUCAAACGCAGUCGCUGUGACUUUCGGAGAGAAGCUCCUAGGGGUCAUGGCCUGGAUCAUGCCCAUUUCCGUUGCCCUGUCCACAUUUGGAGGAGUCAAUGGAUCUCUUUUCACCUCCUCCCGGCUAUUCUUUGCUGGAGCCAGGGAGGGCCACCUUCCCAGCGUACUGGCCAUGAUCCAUGUGAAGCGCUGCACCCCGAUCCCAGCCUUGCUCUUCACAAUCAACUUGCUGUUCCCCAUCAUCUACUUGCUGUUCUGGGCCUUCCUGCUGGUCUUCAGCCUGUGGUCGGAGCCCGUGGUGUGUGGCAUCGGCCUGGCCAUCAUGCUGACAGGAGUGCCCGUGUAUUUCCUGGGUGUUUACUGGCAACACAAGCCCAGGUGUUUCAACAACUUCAUUGACUUGCUAACUCUGGUGAGCCAGAAGCUGUGUGUGGUUGUGUACCCCGAGGCGGAGGGGGGCUCGGGGACAAAGGAGAUACAGGAGGACAUGGAGGAGCAGCGGCAGCCCAUCUGCCAACCCACUGCCUCCAAGGGCAAGGACUCAGUGGAGCAGCCCCAGCCCUGAGGACCACCAGCCCCUCUCAGCUGCCUCCUCCCUCCUUCAUCCCCCUCUCUGCCCUCCUUCCCUGCCUGGGUCCCCCCUACACACACACACACACCCCUCUGCUUCUGUCAAGCAGGGGCAGGACCUGGGUGUGGGUGGUGAGAAACUAUAAACAAAGACACUGACAUUUGUACCCAAAGAACCGGCCUCUCGCCCCCAGGGCCUGUGUGCAGAGGGCUGCCCACGCUGGAGCUUUAGAGGAGAGUGGAACUGCAGGGGCGCCCUCCAGGCCCUCCCCCCAGGCCCACACCCUCAGUUGCCUCCUCAGGAACCUGAGUUCAGCCUGCCCUCCCCGCUCCUGAGCCCAAGGGAGCCUCAGCUCCAGAGAAGAGGCAGCAACAGCGAGUUGGUUGGGGAGGGACAGACUCAAGCAAAUCUGUCACCAUUAAAAGUCAGCUGGAGAGACCCAAGAAAUUAGAGGCAAUGCUUCCCUCUGCCCUCUUCCCCACCCCACCCUGCCAUACUUCCACCCACCCCAGCCUGGGCUCCCUGUCCAGAGGAAGGUUCCUGUCAGGAGGCCACCUCCCCCCUGAGCUAAGGACCAAUAGCAGGAGAACUGCCCCCUCCUCCUAGCUCCAAGCCGGGCCUGCGGAGCAGAUGGGGAGAGGCUCAGACUGCAGAGACCCAGCUAUGCCCCUGCCUCUUGCAUCCUGCCCCCACCUCGGUGCCAAGCUUCCUGCAGCCAGAAAACCUUCUUAUUUACAAUGUAGUGGACAUUUCUCUCCUGAUGACAAAGCAGCUCAGCUCCCCUCCCUCUGCACCCGCACCGGAAGGAGCAGUCACCCUGUUAUCCCUGCAACUAAGCCCCCAGCACACCCCACGCAGCCAGCACUGCCGGCAGACCCUCUUGCCCUUUCCCUCCUCUCUGGACCCUCCACCCCGUGUGAAGUCUCCCCCAGCCCUUCAGGCCUGAAACUAGAGCCAAAUCAGCCUGAGGUCGCCUCCCAUCCAAGAAAUGGACCUAAAAAUAUUCCCUUAUUUCUAACCCUCAGGACAAACGUGGUAUAAAAAGCCUUCCUGGGAGGGAGGGAGCUUUCCCACCCCCCAGAGGCACCCAUCCCAUAACCUCGGGUUCUAUUGGGGGAGAAAGUGUAUUCUGAAGGCCAGUUCCUCCCCCUCUCCCCCAGAUAACCCCUCCUCUUUCUGGCCCCACCACUGUCCUGUCUUUGGACAGCCCCCAGGGCAGGAGCAGAAGCCACCCCCUUUGGAGGCUCUUGGUCGUUCACGUGUGUGGACCUCUGGCCCUCCCACAGGCAGAGGCUGCCUUUCCCUGUGCUCCAGAGGACGGCCCAGUGUUUGCCCUGGGCCUUGCAGCCUCCCUGCCUCACCUGCUGCGCUAAUGACUAAUUUAUCCCAAAGCCGAGCCAUCCUGUCCGCUUAAACUGGAAAAUGAGAGAGCCCUCCAGGCCCGCUAGCUCCGGCCUCCCAGCUUCCGGCCCCGACACCUGAUCCCGCGCCGGUGAGAUGCUGGUUUGGUCUACCUUACGGUCCCUUCCGAGUGGACUCCACGCAAGCUGGGGCUG
Molecule: messenger RNA, 3771 nt
Organism: Diceros bicornis minor
Lineage: Eukaryota; Metazoa; Chordata; Mammalia; Perissodactyla; Rhinocerotidae
Gene: SLC7A8
Product: solute carrier family 7 member 8
Exons: 10
Coding region: 752-2209 (485 amino acids)
Biological process (GO): amino acid transmembrane transport; neutral amino acid transport
Cellular component (GO): membrane
Molecular function (GO): neutral L-amino acid transmembrane transporter activity; L-amino acid transmembrane transporter activity
Source: RefSeq, a predicted model, not a curated record